Messenger RNA from Gracilinanus agilis (Agile Gracile Mouse Opossum), 1722 nucleotides. It is a transcript of the gene GRHL3, whose product is annotated as grainyhead like transcription factor 3. Lineage: Eukaryota; Metazoa; Chordata; Mammalia; Didelphimorphia; Didelphidae. Gene Ontology annotation, molecular function: DNA-binding transcription activator activity, RNA polymerase II-specific; RNA polymerase II cis-regulatory region sequence-specific DNA binding. Gene Ontology annotation, cellular component: nucleus. Gene Ontology annotation, biological process: regulation of transcription by RNA polymerase II. The transcript is spliced from 14 exons. The coding region runs from base 16 to 1722 and encodes 568 amino acids. The record is from RefSeq and is a predicted model, not a curated record.
GCUGCCACCAAGGCCAUGAUGAGAGUCAACGGGGACGAAGACAGUGUUGCUGCCCUGAGCUUUCUCUACGACUACUACAUGGGCCCAAAGGAAAAACGGAUCCUCUCCUCAAGUACGGGAACAAGAAAUGACCUAGGAAAGAGGUACCACCAUGGGAUGGAAUAUGAAGUAGACUUUCCCCCCCUGGAGAGCCCCACUCAUCUCAUGAAGUUCUUGACUGAAAAUGUCUCGGGGUCCCAGGAGUACCCAGACCUAACCAAGAAGAACAAUCUGAUGAGCUUGGAGGGGUCAGUCUCAACCAAGCCAGCCCUCCUCCCUCCUGGCCCCAGCAAGCUGGAGGACAGCCCUGCAGAUGGCAGCUACUUGCUUCCUACUGGAGACAUGUAUGACAGCAGCCUCAGCAACCUGUUUGAGACUAUCCACGGGCCCCCACCCCAGCAGCGCUGGCAGCCCGACAGCACCUUUAAGGAUGAUGGGCAAGAGUCAUUACUCUUUCCUGAUAUCUUGAAAAGUCCUUCAGAGCCCCAAUGUCCAGAGGAUUACCCUGGCACUAAGAGUGACUUUGAAUAUACCCUGGGCUCUCCCAAAGCCAUCCACAUCAAAUCUGGGGAGUCACCAAUGGCCUAUCUCAACAAAGGCCAGUUCUACCCAGUCACCCUGAGGACUCCUGGAGGAGGCAGAUGCCUGCAUUUGUCUUCCAACAAAGUGAAGAGCAUGAUCAUGGUGGUGUUUGACAAUGAGAAGAUCCCUGUGGAACAGCUGCGAUUCUGGAAGCAUUGGCAUUCUCGUCAGCCCACAGCCAAACAACGGGUCAUUGAUGUGGCGGAUUGCAAAGAAAACUUCAAUACCGUCCAGCAUAUUGAGGAAGUGGCUUACAAUGCCCUGUCUUUCGUGUGGAAUGUGAACGAAGAAGCCAAGGUAUUCAUUGGAGUCAAUUGCCUGAGUACAGACUUCUCCACUCAGAAGGGGGUAAAAGGGGUUCCACUAAAUCUCCAGAUAGACACUUAUGAUUGUGGUACAGGGACAGACCGCCUGGUGCACCGAGCUGUCUGCCAGAUCAAGAUAUUCUGUGAUAAGGGUGCAGAGAGGAAAAUGCGGGAUGAUGAACGCAAACAGUUUCGGAGGAAAGCCAAAUGCCCAGACUCCAGCAACAAUGGCCUCAAGGGCUGCCCACUCUCUAAUUUCCGAGGCAAUGAAACCACCUACCUUCGGCCAGAAGUUGACCUGGAGACCCAGCCUGUUCUCUUCAUCCCUAACAUCCACUUCUCCAACUUGCAAAGGAAUGGCGAGGCAGCUCCUAUGGCUGGUGGAUUUUCUCUCCUUGCUGCCCUUCUGACCUGGAGCCCUCUGCCAUUCUGUCCCCUCAGGCUGCCUCUGAAACGAACCUGUUCACCCUUCUCUGAUGACUUUGACCUUCUGCCUCCCAAGCAAGCCAAGGAAGAUGAUCUACAGAGAGUCUUGUUAUAUGUCCGAAGGGAGACAGAGGAGGUGUUCGACGCCCUCAUGCUGAAGACCCCAGACCUCAAAGGGUUGAGGAACGCGAUCUCAGAGAAGUAUGGUUUUCCUGAAGAAAGCAUUUACAAAGUCUAUAAAAAAUGCAAGCGAGGAAUCUUGGUGAACAUGGACAACAAUAUCAUACAGCACUACAGCAACCAUGUGGCCUUUCUGCUCGACAUGGGAGAACUCGAUGGCAAAAUUCAGAUUAUCCUCAAGGAACUAUAG